AUGAACUGGAAAAAUGAAAUGAAUUUGAUUUACUUUUUCUUCAUCAUUUCUCUUGGUCAAUGUCUUAGAAAAGAAGAAAAGGUUGAAGAAAUAAUAAUUGUCUCAUCAAAGUGGAAUGAAGAAAUAAACCAGACUCUCCAGACAUCUUCAUUUAAGAUAGGAAUACAAAAUAAUGAACAAUGUAUCCAAGAACUCGAAAAUAUUAAGAAACAAAUCUCAACUCAAAACGAAACACUCAUUUCGUCUCAAGAAAUUAAAGAGGAACUACUUAACACAAUAAUCAACCAAAAUAAAGGAGUAAAGGAAGUUAUUCAACGGUUUACUUCAAAUACUACAUUCUCUUCUUUAAAACAAUUAAUAUUCUCACAAAAAAGAUUUAAAGAGAAACCAGAAUUACAACAAUUUUAUUUAUUUUUAAUCCAAACAAUUCUUAGUAGAGAAGAUAUUAUUCAGUGUCUUAGUCCUUUUAUUCAAUAUUUUAAAAAAAUUAUAUUUUUAUGUAAAGAUGGACAUUGUUCAUUAUCAGAUAAAAAGAGCAACCACUUUGUCAUUGUAAAUGAAGAGACAAUUUUGUUUCUUCAAUUACUUCUUGAAAAAGAACAAUUAGAAUUUCCAAUACCAACAACUUAUCUUGAAUUUAUUAUUACCAAAAGAGAAAAUGUUUCAUUUAUUAAAGUGAAGAUGAACAAUUCUAUUAUUCUUAUUGGUCCUAAUCAUCAACGUUCUUACGAACUUACUUAUUUUCUUCAAUUAAUUGAAUAG
This is a messenger RNA of Entamoeba dispar SAW760, 762 nucleotides long. RefSeq lists its product as uncharacterized. The record is from RefSeq and is a predicted model, not a curated record. NCBI's taxonomy places the organism in Eukaryota, Evosea, Mastigamoebida, Endamoebidae. Bases 1 to 762 code for a protein of 253 amino acids. The transcript has a single exon.